Molecule: messenger RNA, 1773 nt
Organism: Cyclospora cayetanensis
Lineage: Eukaryota; Apicomplexa; Conoidasida; Eucoccidiorida; Eimeriidae
Exons: 4
Coding region: 1-1773 (590 amino acids)
Source: RefSeq, a predicted model, not a curated record
AUGGAUGGUGCAGCGGCGCCUGGAGGUAUCGGGGAGGAAAUUUCUUCUGCCCCUCGGGGUCGUGGGAGUCCCUGGACUCCGACGGCUGGCCACAAUUUCGUGGGAGGAAGCAGCAGUCCUGCGGGAACUGAUGGUGUUAUUACUCCAAUAGGCUGCGUUCCUGACACGAUGCAAAGGCCGCCUGGAAGAAGCGUUAGUGUUCCCUUUGGUGGCGAGGCUUACGCACCGGUAUCCACGGGGUUCAUGAUGAGCGCCCCUCUGCCUCAGCGACCAGUUUCCCCCAUCAUGCGUUCAGAUCUCUCGCAAGUGAUAAAGCUCACGGAGGGAGUGCCUUCCGGGCACAUGGGGAUGCUGGGCAUCGUUCCAACCCCCAAGACACCCCCCAAGUCCUUGCCUCUUCGCCACCUCCCCGAGCCGGGAUUUUUGCCAGAGAACAGACCUGGCACAGGCCAGCGGAGGGGUUGCGGCAGCGCUGGUAGCAGCACUGUGAGCAGCGCCAGUUGCCCCGGUGCGACUGGGGGGGGGGGCACUCCCUUUCGCAACCCCCCCUCUGGCACUCCUGCUUCCCGUCCUAGCGUCACUCGGAGGCUGAACACUUCGGUGUCUCGGCCUCUCUUGAGCAUCGGAGGGGUGCUCAAUAGCAACUCUUUCCACACAGAAUAUCGUGAGCAGAUGAGUCCCUCCUGGUGGCUAGGAGCUGCUGCCUGCAGCUCCUCAUGGUUGCAGCUAUCGCCGCCUCCUGAGGUCAUAGAGUUGGUCGAAAAGAAGAAACUGACGGAGCAGUUUAAGACCGUCGAGGGCCUCAUUGACAGAGCGAGGAAUCGAGCUGGAGACGCUCACGCACGCCCACCGCCUCGCCACGCGAAUUGCAUGAUAGAUCCGAAACAAUUAUGGCUGCGGUUCCUGACGCUCUCUCCUCCUCUAUACUCUACGGACUCUCCGGUGCCCACUGUUUCCCCCAAGACUGUUCAGACUGCCGACAGCGGCGGCAGUGACACGGCACUUGCUGAACCUCAAGCUCCAAAAGAGCUUCAAGAAUACUGCCUAGGCACCUCCGGGGAGCCGUUCCUUCCCAUUCUCUUUGAGGAGUCCGGGGGAGUCGCGGAGUGUGUGCCUCCAGACGAAUUGCUUCUAUUUGAAGAAGACGCUUUGCGGGAAAUCGCCUGCCACGUGGAGGCGAAGCUAGUCCACGCACUUACGUGCAUGGUGCUCUCUGCCAAGGCGCGCACGAACGCUGCUGCUCGCGAAAAGGACUCCCAAGGGGAUUUGGAGGGUUCUUGCGCUGUCCCCGCACUCACUGAAGAAGCAGCGACACCAGCGACAGCAGCAGCAGCAGAAGGAACGUUUAAAGCCGCUGAGAGCACAUGUUUCUCGAAGGGAACCCGCGCAAGGGGAAAACGCUGCCGUCUAGGCUUUGUGGCCGAACAGGAGCCUUCGGAGAGCACCCCAAAGAGCCCAGAAGUCUUGGCAGCCGGGUUCUCAGGGUCGGAGACGCAAGAGGAGGCCUUUAUACAAAGUCGCGCAAACGCUCCAGGAGCGGAGGCGGGCAGCAGUAGCCCUGCCAGCGAGUCACCUACAACACUUGGAGCGAAGAACACUUUGGAGAGGGACUUGGGAGUGAAGAUACCACGCGCUGCUGAAGCGGAUCCUGAGCGCAGUGGCGUUGUAGUUGGCCUUGAAGAUCUGGUUGUAACAUACGGACCUUCUCCAUCCCUCAUGCGCCACCAAUGCUGCUUUCACCAGGGCCCUGACUCCAGGCCACCAUUCAGGUAA